GCCUAGCCGUAGUCAAAACUGUCUGCCGCGGCUAUCAGUAAUGUAUUGGAUGUUAUCGCCCCAUAUGUAGGUGGCGUACCGUGUGGAUCGUCUGUGUCAGGUCGCGCACGCCCAAUUUUGAUCGAAUUACCCACCCACAGGCCGUCCGUAAUUGCCACCUAGUCCUCUAUCGGGGUAUAUGGGUCAAGAAAGCCCGGCCGGAUGGACGGACGGAAUGACGAUUCAGCAUGUCCCAGUAUCCUGAAGGAACAUCCUGUGAGGUGGUAAUUUUUGUCUGUCAACGUCCAAGCAGUCCCGAUGGCGUCCUGCUUGUGAUCCUUGAUCCACCCAAGUGAAUUAUGGGUAUUAUCGGCCUCUGCAUUCAUAGCAAGAGCAGCAGAGAUAGCAUGGAGAUGCAAGUGGCACCCCUUUGUCAGGGCUGUAUUCCGUUGUUUCUCUACACACGGGCGCUGCACGGCCAGCCGCCAUUCCAGGUGCCCCACCGUGAGGGCCUGACCGCCGAGGCGCUGUGCUGGCAGGCCUCCCGGGAGUGCAGCGUGCCCCGCCUCAAUGCCAACCUCUUCGCAAUCUACGACCAGGCCCAGGGAAUUUGGCUGUCGCCCGCGACCAAAGUCAAGCCCACGGACCGGCAGCUGGUCUUCCGCAUACGGUUCCACAUGCCCCGCUCGCCUAGCAACAUCACCUCCCUGGAAGAGAGCGUAGUGGCCUAUCUGUUCGCGCAGUACCGCCACGACUACUUACAUAACCGGAUUCCCAACAUCUCGAUGGAGGAGUCACUAGGACUAAUGGUUUUAGACAUGGUGCGAUACGCCUACGAGAAUCAUCACAGUGUUGAGCGUUGUCUACGGGAUAAUCUCUUUAAAAAGUUCCUCCCAAAGUCGCUGUCAAAAGAGUUGAAGGUCUUGGACACUUGGAAGUUGAAAAAGAAAAUCCGCAAGAGCCUUGGGGAGUUUGACAGGGUGGAGCGGGACGCCCACAACUACCGCAUGAUGUUCCUCAUCUCGCUGAUGGAGGAGAACAGGUCGUGGGGAGUGGAGGAGUUUGCCACAGCCACUGGCCAGCGGUUUGCCGUCAGUGCCGAGGCCAGAGGUGUCAAAUUGAUCGAACCCGCAAACCAGGCCAAGUUAUUCAAGCUGGACUUCGAGGACAUCGUCAAGAUCAGCAUGUUUGCCUCCCGUGAGGCCGGCUCCAACAACUGGGUAAUCCACGUCAAGCAGCGCGAAGACGCGCCCAAGGAAUUUGUAGUAGAAAGCAAGCUCAUGGCAGAGUCGCUGAUUUCCCUCAUUGACGGUUACUGCCGUCUGCUCAUCGACCACUAUCACUACCUUUUCCAGGAGUGUGCACCGCCCUCGCUUGUUCAGUUGAUCAACAGCAGGUGUCAUGGACCAAUCCCACUGUCCUUUGCCAAAAAGAAAAUUGAGGCGGCAGGCAAAGAGGAUGGCAUCUACCUCAUCCGACAGAACCCCGAGGACUUCUCCAGUUACUGCUUGACUGCAAGACUAGAUGGCAAAAUCAAGAAUUACAAGAUCAAUGUCGAUGAAGAUGGCUGUGUUGGUUUGCCUGGUCAACGAACUUUCCCCGAUGUCCGCGCAUUAGCAGACUAUUACCACUGCACAGUGAACUGUGCCUGUAUAGAGGGGCCUCUCAUCAAAGCCAUACCGUACCAAUCUAGAGAUGAGUGUCUCCAGUUGCGCGACCUGUCAGCCCUGCCUGAGUUGCCACGGAAGCCACCCCCUGAGCCGCAGAUAGAGUGGAUCCAGCAGGACAAUAUCUCCAAACGCCGGCGGUGGAAGCGGCUGGGAGGUGGAGCCUUCACCUCGGUCUACCGUGGGGAGGUCCGCAAGCGAGACAGAGGGUGGAUCCAGGUGGCCAUUAAGUGCCCUAACAAGGAUGCCUCGCAGCAGGUGCAGCAGAAAUUCAGCCAGUCGGUGGACGUCAUGUCGUCCUGGAACAACCAGUCCAUCAUCAAGUUCAUUGGCAUUGGGGCAGGCUUCAGCCUGAUCAUGGCCUACGCGCCGUUCGGCUCCAUGGAUGAGUACCUCCGCAGCCAGGAGGCGAUGAUAGGAGCCAGCCACCAAGUGGCCAUUGCUGUCCAGCUGAUCGACGCCCUGGAAUAUCUGGAAUCACGGAAGAUCAUUCACGGUAGUAUAUCGGCCCACAAUACCCUGGUGGUGAGAGGCCUUCCUCGGGUCAGAGUCAAACUGGGUGACUCCAUGCUGAGCAGGUAUUACCACAGCUUGCCCAUGGAGAGGAAACUGAAAUGGGUUCGCUGGCUGCCUCCCGAGCUGAUACGAGCCAAUGCUGAGCCCACGCUGGAGAGCGACCGGUGGAGCUUUGGACUGGUCCUCUGGCAGAUUCUGGCUUACGGGAAGAUUCCGUUUGAGGACAAGUCGGACAAUGAGGUCCUUCAGCUGUACACCCAGCAUAAGUUCCCACCGUUGAAUCUUCACUCCCUGGAGCCUGUGAACAUUCUCAUCAAGAAUUGCUGGCAUGUGGUUCCCUCUGACCGUGUCACCUUCAAGCACCUCAUGAUGGAGCUGAACCGUAUCUUCAUGGAAAUCCAACAAGGAGAUGAGGCGGCUGCCAUGCAGUGGGAGGUGCUCGGCGAUGAGGAAGACGGGCCCGAACCAAUCCUGGAGGACUUCUCGGAAGGGGAGCAGAGCGGGGGGAGCGACGAGGAACUGAUGGACAUCUCCUGGCAAGCGUCUGGUUUUGCAGGCCUUGCUGACAUUGAUUUGAUGACAACUUACCCAGGCCAAAGCUCCAACCAGGCGGACAUCUACCCAAGCAGCGGUCGGUUGAUGAAGUUCAGCGGAAUUGAAAAGAUUGCUAUGGGAACGUUGGAGAUAAUAGGACCGCCCAUUGGGGAAGGUAACUUUGGGUUCGUGUAUUUCGGCCACUGGAACCGAGGGCCCAUGAACAAGUUACCUGUGGCCAUCAAGGAGAUCAAAGAAAACAGGGCCAAUGAGCAAGAACUGCAACAAUUUGAGAAGGAGAUUGCACAGUUGUCCAGCUUUAACCACAAGAACAUUGUCAAGGUGCUAGGGGUCAUGGAAGCCGGACUGGGCAAUCCUCUGCGUCUCGUUAUGGAGUAUCUCCCCCUUGGAGCGCUCAAUAAAUUCCUAGAACAGAAGAAGAUUGGCAACAAAGUAGUCAGCCUGGCAACGAUGCUGACCUUUGCGCAGCAAGUAGCGCAGGGCAUGGCAUACUUAGGAGAAAGGAACGUAGUGCACCGUGAUCUGGCAGCGCGUAACGUCCUCGUGGCAUCUGAUGCGUCCGUUAACACAGAACCGGAGGUCAAGAUUAGUGAUUUUGGCCUUGCCCGGAAGUACACUACCGAGGGUUACUAUCAGACAUCUGGACGUGAUAGACAGCUUCCUGUAUUCAUGUAUGCCAUUGAGUGCAUCUGGGGCCAUGGUAAGUUCAGCAGCAUGAGUGAUGUGUGGAGCUUCGGGGUUCUUCUGUGGGAAAUGUUCUCUUACGGCGAACGACCUAAGUACAAAAAUGAAGCGGGUGAAAAUGCUUCCAUCCAGGAGAUAGAGACUUUCCUUCGUAAGGGCAAGCGGCUCUUGAAGCCAGCCGGUUGCCCACAGAUCAUCUACACCAUGAUGAAUGAUUGUUGGCACCUGGAAAAAUUGGAGCAACGCCUCGGGAGGAUACUUGAGGACCCGACACUGGCCAGUGCGUCGUAG
Messenger RNA from Acanthaster planci (crown-of-thorns starfish), 3692 nucleotides. Its product is annotated as tyrosine-protein kinase JAK2-like. Gene Ontology annotation, molecular function: non-membrane spanning protein tyrosine kinase activity; ATP binding; cytokine receptor binding. NCBI's taxonomy places the organism in Eukaryota, Metazoa, Echinodermata, Asteroidea, Valvatida, Acanthasteridae. The record is from RefSeq and is a predicted model, not a curated record. Gene Ontology annotation, cellular component: membrane; cytoskeleton; cytosol. Gene Ontology annotation, biological process: cytokine-mediated signaling pathway; protein phosphorylation; intracellular signal transduction.